Dromiciops gliroides (monito del monte) is the source of this 3088-nucleotide messenger RNA. RefSeq names its product lysosomal membrane ascorbate-dependent ferrireductase CYB561A3. Bases 1024 to 1752 code for a protein of 242 amino acids. The transcript has 8 exons. Lineage: Eukaryota; Metazoa; Chordata; Mammalia; Microbiotheria; Microbiotheriidae. Gene Ontology annotation, molecular function: oxidoreductase activity. The record is from RefSeq and is a predicted model, not a curated record. Gene Ontology annotation, cellular component: lysosomal membrane.
GAAGCCGUCUGGGUAGGUGGGAUCCCGCAAGACUCCAUCUCCCAGGCUGUUUCGCGCGAAGCCGGAAGUUGUGGUCUACUAUAAAGGGGAGAGGCGGGGCAUUCCGCCGGCUCUUUGGAGAAUGUCUUGGUCUUCAAGUUUAACGUUCCUGGUGCCUCCAUCUGCUCCUUGUGUGACAUCAUCUUCUGAUCCUUCUCCGUCCUGCUCUCCCCACACCGGGACCCUCCAGAAUAUCUCUGUCCCCCAAAAUGUGGUGCCUCAAACUGAACCGAACCUCUGGGAUAGUCUGAUCGGGCCGAAUGUGUGGGGACUCUCAUACCAGUGACCACCGUCCUGCAAGCCUCCUACCUGUCUACCAGCCGAGCAAGGCUUGGGGGAUCCGGGCUGGUUCUCUGCGACUUUGCCUUUUUAAAAACUAUGUGCUCUAGAGUCUAGACUUCUGUCAGCAUGGAAGUGAAGUUCACACACUCAGCUAACGUUUGCAAGCCAAGGGGAAAGGCUACUAUCACCCUUACUCCUUCAGCAGUGACCCCGGCUUAGCUUCUUGCUACAAGUCUGAAUGUCUUGUGAACUCUAUUUUAACUUUUUUUUUUUGGUAGGGCAAUGAGGGUUAAGUGACUUGCCCAGGGUCACACAGCUAGUAAAUGUCAAGUGUCUGAGGCUGGAUUUGAACUCAAGUCCUCCUGAAUCCAGGGCCGGUGCUGUAUCCACUGCGCCACCUAGCUGCCCCUUCUAUUUUAACUUUUAAGAAGCCCCACCAGAUGUCUGGACCCAGUAUUGGUUUUGCUCUCCCGACCAUUUCCAUCCAGGGAUCUGGUGUCCUAGCUCCAGCAUGCCCCUUCUGCAGGUCAAGGGUACAGUUCUCAGUUCUGAAGCCAAAUGAGAGCUCCAGCCUGGGGCCUUCCAAGGAGCUGUUAGAUGCCAGAGCAGGGCUCCACCCCACUCUCGCAGCUAGAUCUCUGACUCACCUGGCUCCCAGAACACCCAGGCAGGGAACUCGGGCUGAGUCUAUGCAGGAGCGAGAUGGCCGUGGGACAGUUUUACCUCUUCUCCCUGGUCCUGGGAACCCUGGGCUCCCUCUGUGUGCUCUUCACAGUCUACUGGGUACAUCACUGGCGUGGCGGCUUUGGCUGGGAUGGCACUAGCCUCAUGUUCAACUGGCACCCAGUCCUGAUGGUGGCUGGCAUGGUGGUGCUGUACGGGGCCGCCUCGUUAGUGUACCGAAUGCCCCAGUCCUGGGUGGGGCCCAAGUUGCCAUGGAAGCUGCUCCACGCGGUGCUGCACCUGGUGGCCUUCGUCCUGGCGGUGCUGGGCAUGGUCGCAGUCUUCAAGUUUCACAGCCACAACCACAUUGCAAAUCUCUACUCCCUGCACAGCUGGCUGGGGAUCACGGCCGUCACCCUUUUCGCCUGCCAGUGGUUCCUGGGCUUUAGCAUCUUCCUGCUGCCCUGGGCCUCCCCGUGGCUCCGCAGCCUCCUCAAGCCCAUCCAUGUCUUCUUUGGGGCAGCCAUCCUGUCCCUGUCCAUGGCCUCCGUCCUCUCAGGAAUCAACGAGAAGCUCUUCUUCAGUCUGAAGAACACGACUGCCCCCUACUCCAGCCUCCCCCCGGAGGCCCGCUUUGCCAACGUCACCGGCAUGCUGGUGGUCGUCUUCGUGGUGCUGGUCCUCUACAUCCUUCUUGUCUCCUCGUGGAAACGACCUGAACCGGGCAUCCUGAGCGACAGACAGCCCCUGCUGCAUGAAGGGGAGUGAGGCAGAGGGCCAGCUCCUCCUCCCCCAAGCUCUUCUCUGCUGGGGGCUCCGCAAUGGCCUGGAAAGGGUCCAGGGUCCCAGCCUCCUUCUGCCCCCUGUGCCUGUCCUGCUCUAACCAUGGGCUCUUCUUGGGCUUCUGCGCCUCUGGCCCCUUUCUCAGGCCCUCCUGCCAAGCUCUGCUGCCAUCUCCUGACUGUCCGCUACAUCCUCCCCUGGCAGGAGCCCGAUGCUGGCAGUUAGGAAGGGCUGGGCCUGUGCCCGAGGCGGCCCCCACGGCCCCCCACCCACGGGCCUGUGCUGAGAUGGGCAGGGGUGAGUGUGGAUGGAUGGGCCUCAGCCCUCCCAUGGGAGUGGAGGCCUCUACCCUCCGUCCUCUCUCCCACACCUUUGUAAAGUAAUAGGGACGUGUGACUGUCGCUCCCUCCAGCUGCUGCUCCAGCUGGGACCUGGCUCUCGGCCUCGCCCCAUCGCUUACAUGCCUGUUGCCUCCAGCCCCUGACAACUGCUCUGCUAAGCUGCCCUCCCAAGAAGCCUGCAUCGGGCCGAGACUAAUGACAGGGCUGCCUUGGCACAGGAUCUUCUGGCCUCCUCCCGCCCCACAGGAGGCUGGGGCCUUCUCCUGGCCCGCCAGUUCAGGCUCCUGACCCUCCCUACCCCCAGCAUCCUUCCUCAGGAAAUGGCGCAGAAGCCAGGUGGCUCCAUGGUCCAGGCUGGCCCAUGGGCAUUGUGGGAGAGGAGACUCCAGGGCCAUCCAGCGGCCAGAGCAGCCUCUUCAUCCUCCCCCUCCUGCCCAUCUGAUGCAGCCACACUCCCAUCCCAGCCCCCCGCCCCCGCCCCGGCUGGGCUGAUCAAGGCCCUCCCAGAGGGUCUCCUGCAGGCCACACUCAGGGGCUACAUCUGCUCCUCACUCUUCUCUUGCUGUUCUCAAGCAAAGGACACUCAUCCCUCCUCCCCACUUCAGCUUCUCCUUCUGGGCCCUGGCUCAGAUGGAGGGAGGCCGAGUGGGGCCCUAGUGCUGGCUUACACAGGCCCGUCCUAGUGAUGCCAUGGCUCUCUUUUGGGGGGAAGGGCUCAGCAAGUGCUGGGGGAGAGCUGGGGGCAACCCCUCUGGGACUGGGUUUUUUUUAAGGAUCCAAGACCCUCAGGCUUCGUGGCCUGAGGCUGUCAGCAAAUUUAGGUUUGAGAAAAGGGGAAAACCAACUUCCUAAGGGAUCAUGGUUGGAGCUGGGCUUGUGUAAUAUCACCUGGGGCCUGGGUCACUGUGGAGCUCAAGGGUAUCCUUUUUAACUUCAUCAGUUGUAUUCUUUUAGCCUUUUCUUACCAUUAAAGUUGUUUU